Magnolia sinica is the source of this 766-nucleotide messenger RNA. RefSeq lists its product as uncharacterized. Lineage: Eukaryota; Viridiplantae; Streptophyta; Magnoliopsida; Magnoliales; Magnoliaceae. Bases 106 to 480 code for a protein of 124 amino acids. The transcript has a single exon. The record is from RefSeq and is a predicted model, not a curated record.
UAACCAUCACCCUCCGCCAGAGUAUCGAAGUUACUUUGUGAAACCCUUCCUACGCAUAGCUCAGUCUCGCUCCCAGGAACCCGCAGCCCAUAGUCCGACUCUUCCAUGGCGAAGAAGAGAAAUCCAUCACCGCCUCCUCCAGCCCACGAAAAACCCAUCUCCAAAAAGCAAAAACCAGGCCAUGAAAUCGAAGAGAUCUUCAAGAAGAAGAGGAAGAAACCCGAGAAGACAGACCCGGACCCGGAAAUCUCCAAUACAGAUCAGGAGAACAUGAAGAAGGAGAAGAAGAAGAAGAAGAACAAUGAAAAUAGCAAGAAGAACAAGGUGUCUUUCAAAGGGGAUGGGCCAGUCGAUCCUCCUCCCCGGCCGAGGAGGAAAACGCAGGACGGGUUCACCAUCUACUCCGCCGAGGAGCUGGGGAUUGGGAAAGAUUCUGGAGGUACCCCUCUUUGUCCGUUCGACUGUUCUUGCUGCUUUUGAAUGGCACUCGACGACGGGUUCGGGUCCUUUCUAGGCUUUUGGUCUUGUUGUUGGGUCAAGAAAAUCUCGGGUUUUUGAAAUAGUUUUUUGAUGGGUUGCUUUGGAAUUCGUCGAAUUGGUGGUGAAAGCGGUCGGAUUCUGUCUAUGUCUUUCGGGGUUCUUUGGUAUUCGGAUUAUGUACAUUAGAGCCCAAAUACUUGAUAAUUCGAUCUGAUUUUAUUGUUAUUAGAUUAUGAAUUGGGCCUUUUUGUUUGGCAUGAUUAAAAUCUGUUGUAGUUGCAUGCGA